Vigna angularis (adzuki bean) is the source of this 1795-nucleotide messenger RNA. RefSeq names its product mitogen-activated protein kinase homolog MMK2. Gene Ontology annotation, molecular function: MAP kinase activity; ATP binding. Gene Ontology annotation, biological process: intracellular signal transduction; protein phosphorylation. Gene Ontology annotation, cellular component: cytoplasm; nucleus. The record is from RefSeq and is a predicted model, not a curated record. The coding region runs from base 219 to 1337 and encodes 372 amino acids. NCBI's taxonomy places the organism in Eukaryota, Viridiplantae, Streptophyta, Magnoliopsida, Fabales, Fabaceae. The transcript is spliced from 6 exons.
AAAGAAAAGUCAAUAAGAUCACGGGUUCACACAUGCGUGUCCGCUAGAAAAGCCUCAGACUCUUACCACUCUUUCUCUCUCUAUGUCUCGAAACCGAAGUGCCUCAAAGUUAGCUCCUUUUCCACUCUGAAUCACUCUAUUUAUAUUGGGUCUUUCCUCUGGUUCCUUCUGAGUUUUUGGGUUUGAAUUGAGUUGGGAAGAGGUCAUAGAUACAAGAUAUGUCUGGUGUUGAGUCUGACCACAACAACAUCAAAGGGGUACCAACUCAUGGUGGACGCUACAUUCAGUACAAUAUCUAUGGCAACCUCUUCGAAGUUUCCAGAAAGUAUGUCCCUCCUAUUCGCCCUGUGGGUAGAGGUGCUUAUGGUAUUGUUUGUGCUGCUGUAAAUGCGGAGACAGGAGAGGAAGUUGCCAUUAAGAAGGUUGGCAAUGCAUUUGACAACAGAAUAGAUGCCAAGAGGACCUUGCGAGAAAUUAAACUUCUUCGGCACAUGGAUCAUGCAAACAUUAUGUCCAUUAGAGAUAUUAUACGACCUCCUCAGAAGGAAAACUUCAAUGAUGUAUACCUUGUUUCCGAGUUAAUGGACACAGAUCUCCAUCAAAUAAUACGUUCCAAUCAACCACUGACUGAUGAUCAUUGUCGGUAUUUUCUGUAUCAAUUGCUUCGAGGACUCAAAUAUGUACAUUCAGCAAAUGUUUUGCACCGUGAUCUAAAGCCUAGCAAUUUGCUAUUGAAUGCCAAUUGUGACCUUAAGAUUGCCGAUUUUGGCCUUGCUAGAACUACAUCUGAAACUGAUUUUAUGACCGAGUAUGUGGUCACUCGAUGGUAUCGAGCUCCCGAGUUACUUCUUAAUUGUUCGGAAUAUACCGCAGCCAUUGAUAUAUGGUCUGUUGGUUGCAUACUUGGAGAAAUCAUAACAAGACAACCACUCUUUCCUGGCAAAGAUUAUGUUCAUCAGCUGAGACUAGUCACAGAGCUGAUUGGUUCACCCGAUGAUGCUAGCCUUGGAUUUCUACGAAGUGAUAAUGCUCGUAGAUAUGUAAAACAGCUUCCUCAGUAUCCAAAGCAAAACUUUUCUGCUAGAUUUCCCAUCAUGUCUCCUGGUGCUGUUGAUUUGCUAGAGAAGAUGCUUAUCUUUGAUCCUAACAGGCGUAUUACAGUUGAUGAGGCAUUGAGCCACCCAUACAUGGCACCUCUCCACGACAUCAAUGAGGAACCUGUUUGCACUAGACCCUUCAGUUUUGACUUUGAGCAACCGUCAUUCACUGAAGAAGAUAUCAAGGAACUCAUCUGGAGAGAAUCUGUGAAGUUCAAUCCUCUUCCACCAGUCUACUGAGAUUUUGUUUUUAUGUUGUAUAUGCUUAGUGAAGUACCUGAUAACUAAUAUACGUUAUGACACUACUUUGGCAAGUAGCAGAGCACCACAGAACAUGAAACAUAUUGGACAUAUCUGAGGUUGUUAUGAGGUUUCUUUCAUUUCAGUCUCAUCUCAGAUUCUUGGAUAAUCAUAUUGUUGUGAUGUACUGAGGAAAGGAUCAGAAGAUGUGCAGCUUUACUCAGUUUUUCAGCUGAAUAUUCUUGAGCUCCAACUCCUUGUUGCACUUCUAUCCUUCAGUUUAGACUCGAGGACGACGCACUGAAUUCAUCUUGCCAGUUUUUUCAUCAUUUACACCAUGAUAAAUACAUAACUUUUCAUUUGUGUGGACAGAGAUUAUCCCAUAUUCCCAUUGUAUGACAUAAAAUGUAAUGGUUUGUUUAUUAGUAUUCGAAUAAUUUAAAAAAUUUCUUAAGUCA